Aspergillus alliaceus is the source of this 1522-nucleotide messenger RNA. RefSeq names its product DASH complex subunit DAM1. NCBI's taxonomy places the organism in Eukaryota, Fungi, Ascomycota, Eurotiomycetes, Eurotiales, Aspergillaceae. The record is from RefSeq and is a predicted model, not a curated record. Gene Ontology annotation, cellular component: mitotic spindle; mitotic spindle polar microtubule; mitotic spindle pole body. Bases 343 to 948 code for a protein of 201 amino acids. The transcript is spliced from 4 exons. Gene Ontology annotation, biological process: mitotic sister chromatid biorientation.
CAGGAAGUGAACUAAAGAAAGGGUCGACGCCGAGGGUCCGCAACGCAAGUCCCCUGGACCACUCAAAGCCACUACUAAAUUUAGGGCCCUCUGGCCGCCUGAGGCAACUGCCGCCAGUCAUCCACUUGACCUUCGGCUCCAGCGCCAAAAGCGGGGGAUCAACAGGACGGCGUCAACAAACAAAAAUCCAAUCUCACAUCCCACUCUUUUAAUCAUCGGUUCCCCAAUAUUAAUGGUCACUUUCCCCCCAGAUUUGAGCACCUUUCGCACUCCUUACCCAAUUCGUCCUCCCACACCUUGUGUCACUUGUCCACCGUACCUCGGAAUUUUCUGACACCCUCAAUGGAACCUACUGCCUUUUCCCGAUCGUCCUCGCGUCCACGGCCUACCUCGAGGCCUACGACCCCUCUACGGCCCAGCUCUCGGUCGUCAUUACGUGAGGCACAUGGUUAUGGAGGCAAUAUCAGCAGUCUGGGCUAUACCCAGCCCGCGAUCAAUGCCCUCGAGCCUCAAUUCGCAGAGCUCGCCGACUCCAUGGCUGACCUUGAGGCUAAUUUCAUGCACCUCCAGCUAAUGCAUGAGAGUCUCUCGCGCUUCGGUGAGAGUUUCGCUAGCUUUCUCUAUGGCCUAAACAUGAACGCCUUCUGUGUAGAUUUUCCAGAGGCUCCGAUCCCCGAAUCAUUUAGAAGAGCUAAACAAGCGGAGGCGGAGAAAGAAGCUGAAGUGGAGCAAAUUCGAUCGGCUAAUGAUGGCGAAACAACAUUCAUGACCACUGAUACCACUUUCGUUGAAAAUCCUUCAAGUACCGUCUCUCCUAAACCGGCGCGCAAGACCACUACUCCUUCGCGGGGGACCACAAGAGGGUCUAGUACUCGCGGUCGUUAUACAACCAGAGGCACCAGCCGAGCUCGCCCGAGCGCACUGCCACGGGGCAGGGGAAUCCGGUGAAGAUACUUGGUUGUAAACGUACAACCUCUCUUAAUAUACGGGCGCGUGCGCACACGAACAGAGCUUAUCGACCUCUUAGCCGGUAUACAACGUAUCUGCCACCGGCCAGCAUUCUACUAGCUCUCCAUAAUGAGCCUCAACCAACUUAACCAACUUAUGCGGCGCGACAAGUUCGGGGAUGAUGAAUGCAUGUUAGGGUGUCAACUGGUACUCUUAUGGGAAGAGGGGCAUUUUGUCUCAACGUAGCCAGGAUGCGUUGCCUUCUAGGUUUCUAGGCGGCAGAAGUGCCUGAGUCAACAAGAAACCAAAGACCAAAACCUUUGGCAGCAUCCAAGUGCCUUCAAAUUCUCUGUCAAUAGUACAGCGAUCUUAACUCAGGACAGUUGAACUCGACAUGCUAUAACAAUGUGAAUCAGAAAUGCAAAGGGUUAUCCCGUCGCUGGUCACUUCCGUAAGACUAUGGUCGAUCGUAAUUCAAUCAAAUGAUUAGUUAGGCAGUAGAAAUUUCCCCAGAUUCUUUACUUUUACAUAGGUUUGAACGUGACGGUGACCGAAACCACGUGGUGAGUCUAUC